AUGGACGCGGUAAACUACCUCACAGCAGCUAUUCGUAAUACCGCCAUUUCAAUCUUCAACCCUAUACUAGAAUCAGAACCAAGCGAACCUUUCUCCCCAACGGCUGACGAUGUAGUAGAGGUCAAGAAAUUCUUUCUCGAAUCUGCAAAACUCCCUCUAGAACUCGUCGAUGCUAUAAUAGAUCAGGCAGAAUACUGGCCACAUACUCGAAGCGUGUUUCAUCGACAUGAAUCAGAAAAUCCUUUGUAUGUCAGGGCUGGUGGUGUGGAGGAGAAUUCACUACUGUUACGAACCCCACCACUCGGAUUUAUGCCGCUGCAGGAAUGGACACACGCAAUAACAAAAACCUCAACGGACACACCACGGAAGUUGACUACGGAUGUCGGACCUGAACUUGAGGGGACAGGGAGAUAUGCUUGGAAUUUAGAAGGAGCUCCUUUAAUUUCGGAAUCUGCGCCUGGCGAGGUGGGAGAUGAUGAGUUGACAAAGAAGGUCUUGAAGGGUUUGGGUGAUGAUUCUGCUUCACGGGGUCUUACAUGUCGGAAGAUUGUGUUUACUAUUAGGAGCCAUGAUCAAGGAUGGGGAGGGUCGUCCGCUGCUGAUAGGGGAACAUAUCGAGGAUCAUUUACUUGGUUUGAUGUCGGUUUGGAAAGGGUGGUAGCAAAGCGUCAAGAUGACGAAUCAGGAACCUCUAACUCUCAAAACCCCAUCGUCCUAACAACUCGUCAAAUCCUCCCUCACUUUUCUCCCUCGCAAGAACCCGAAUUCCCUCUUCUACCAGGACGAACCUGUCUGCAAAAGAACCUCACUGCAUCCAAUACUUGGCAAGAUCAUGUCAUUGAAUGGAGGGCAACAGAUAAUAUCCACGAAGAAUCUCCAGAAGCCGACGCACUUGAGGAACAAGGCCGAGGAAGAGCUAGUUUGGAUGGAGAGUUUGUAAGGAACCUGAAGAUUGGAGAUGCGAUUACAGUCUGGGGAAAGGCCCGGUUUGGGGGAUGGUCAAACAUUAUUACGGAUGUUAAUGUUGAUGUGUAUUGGGCUGUAUGA
This is a messenger RNA of Glarea lozoyensis ATCC 20868, 1047 nucleotides long. RefSeq lists its product as uncharacterized. Lineage: Eukaryota; Fungi; Ascomycota; Leotiomycetes; Helotiales; Helotiaceae. Bases 1 to 1047 code for a protein of 348 amino acids. The record is from RefSeq and is a predicted model, not a curated record. The transcript has 3 exons.